AUGAUCUCACUCAUCUCCCUGGCUGUGCUUUCGUACGAGCAUUACUGCACCAUGACCAGAACAACAGAGGCUGACACCACCAACUACAGGAAAACAUGGACAGGUAUCAUCAUCCUGUCCUGGACAUACUCCUUGCUCUGGACUCCUCCCCCUCUUUUUGGCUGGAGCAGCUAUGGGCCUGAAGGACCAGGGAUAACCUGCUCUGUGAACUGGCAUUCCAAGGAUGCCAACAAUGCAUCCUACAUCAUCUGUCUUUUCAUCUUUUGCCUCAUAAUCCCUUUUGCCAUCAUUGUCUGUUCCUAUGAGGAGCUGCUCUGUGCUGUCAGACAGGUAAGUUGGUUCUUCAGCUGCCUUUUGACUGUGACCCCAAAGCAGGCAGAACAGCACAUCUUGGUGAUGGUGAUGUUGAUGGUGAUGAUGAUGGUGAUGGUGGUGUGUUUCCUCCUCUGCUGGCUGCCCUAGGCAGCUGUGGCACUCAUGGCCACCUUUGGGCAGCCUGGCCUCAUCACCCCUGCAGCCAGCAUCAUCCCAGCCAUCCUUGCCAAGAGCAGCACUGUCUACAACCCCAUCAUCUACGUAUUUCUGAACAAACAGCUCAGUGAAAUGCUCCCCUUCCUUCCUUCCUUUGGAUUCCAAGAGGGAAAAAAUAGCGAGGGGAGAUAAAGAGAUCACCUGUGCCAUCGCUCAGAUCCAUGAGAGGGAAGCUCUGGGAAAGGGCUCCAAGGAGAAAAUCGAUUUGACAAAUCCGUGGUUUUGG
Messenger RNA from Parus major (Great Tit), 757 nucleotides. RefSeq names its product pinopsin-like. Gene Ontology annotation, molecular function: G protein-coupled receptor activity. Lineage: Eukaryota; Metazoa; Chordata; Aves; Passeriformes; Paridae. The record is from RefSeq and is a predicted model, not a curated record. Gene Ontology annotation, biological process: G protein-coupled receptor signaling pathway. The transcript has 2 exons. Gene Ontology annotation, cellular component: membrane; photoreceptor outer segment.